Molecule: messenger RNA, 3660 nt
Organism: Phaedon cochleariae (mustard beetle)
Lineage: Eukaryota; Metazoa; Arthropoda; Insecta; Coleoptera; Chrysomelidae
Source: the annotation of a GenBank genome assembly
UAGGCCUAUAAGCAUUUCAGAUAGGCCUCAUAUUCUUUCAAAUCGAAAUAUUUAGCUUCACGUUGGUCGUGUGUCCCGGUCCCGUCAUAUCCGCCUUGCGGACUGCUAGAUAGGAUGUUAUUUAUAUUGAUGUCAAAAAAGUAAAUAAAACAAUAAACAACUUUGGAUCAUUUGUAUAUUGUCAAGAAUUGUCAAGAUGACAUCUGAUCUGUUCUGUUUUUGCUGGUGAUUACCUCACAACUUAUUUUAUUAAUUAUUAAUCAAUUUGAAUUGUUUGGGAAGGGGUGAGGGUAGAAGGGCACAUACAUCAAAUAUCAGAUUCUCAGUCAAAGUUAGUAGUCAAGAUAGAUACCCAAAUUGAAUACCUAGAACUUGGACGAUGAUCACAGACAACAUUCCAUAGAAUUAUGGAAGGAAUCAGUUGUGGCCAGUUCACAUUUUAUAAUGAGUUUGAUUCUGCCAAUUUAGGCAAAAUAGAGUAUGUUCCUCAAACAGAAUCAGUGCUCAUUAAACACUCGAAUAAAUGUCUUAUCCAAGAGUUAUUCGAUGCUGAAUUCAAUAUCUGGACGAAGCCCGAUUGUUGUGGAACAGAAUUCGAAAAUGGUAACAGGACUUGGUUCUACUUUGGGGUUAAAGCUCCAUUUGCAUCACAACAUGUUAGGUUCAAUAUGGUAGAUCUCAACCGACAAGGCAAGAUGUAUAGUCAGGGCAUGGCUCCUGUCUACAGAAUAGUUCCAAGUAAACCAAAAUGGGAGCGUAUUACUGAUAAACCUGUAUAUAAUCUAGCCGAUGAUAUAUUCACACUAACUUUCAAAUUCCGAACACCAGAGAAUCCGGAUAGUGUAAUGUAUUUUGCGUUCACGUAUCCUUUUUCUUUCACUGAUUUGGAAAAAAUGUUGCUGAAUAUUGACUCCAAAUAUCUCAGUAUUACACCCACAACCGACGAUGAAAUUUACUAUGUGAAAGAAACAGUUUGUCGAACUAUAGAAGGAAGAUCAAUUGAUUUGCUCACCAUAUCUUCGCAUCAUGGUAUAACUAAGCAACGAGAAGAACGUCUGAAGAAUCUGUUCAUGGAUGAUGUGCCCCGCCCUUUCAAAUUUGUUGGAAAAAAAAUAAUUUUCGUUUCUGCGAGAGUUCAUCCAGGAGAAACCCCAUCUAGCUUUGUGUUCAAUGGUUUGCUGAGUCUUCUAUUGAAUCGUGAUGACUUAAUUGCCCAAAAUUUGAGGAAACUGUAUGUAUUUAAGAUGAUACCAUUUUUGAAUCCGGAUGGUGUUGCAAGAGGUCACUACAGAACUGAUAAUAGAGGAAUAAAUCUUAAUAGAGUUUAUCUGAAUCCCAAUCUAAAGGAGCAUCCUUCAGUGUAUGCUGCUAGAGCUCUGAUAAGGUAUCAUCAUUUUGGCUUUGAAAAAGAGGACAUCAUCCCAAAGUGUGAAAACUGUAAAACUCAAAGUGGUAACCAAACCGAUGCCAGUCUCACUGAAGAUGAAGAUAUCAAACAGAACGACUUGAUAAGUAGCAAAGUAUCCCGAAUAUCUCUGAAAGAGACAGAUUCUCCUCCUCCCUCAUGGUGUACCAAAUGGCAUAACUUUUGUAGAAACUGUGGUGCCAAAUUGAAACAUUCGAAGAGCAAAGAGGAAGUGAACUUUGAAAAAGUGAUUGUUGGUGCUCAUGGAGAUGAAAAUUCAAAUGAAUCGGGUCUUUUUAUGUAUCUUGAUCUACAUGGGCAUGCAUCUAAAAAAGGCAUCUUCAUGUACGGUAAUCAUUUUGAUGAUUUAGAAAGGAACGUCGAAUGUAUGUUGUUUCCAAAACUGAUGACUAUCAAUAAUCAUCACUUCCAUUUCAACUCUUGUAAUUUCACUGAAAGGAAUAUGUAUCUCAGGGAUAGAAGAGAUGGAAUGAGCCGAGCAGGUUCGGGAAGAGUGGCCGUUUUGUCGAUAACUGGUAUAAUAAAAAGUUAUACACUCGAAUGUAACUACAACACUGGAAGAAUCGUCAAUAUCCUACCUCCUACAAUCAAAGAACCUCAUGGGAAAAUGCAUUCUUUGCCUGUUCCUCCCAAGUAUACACCACAAAUAUUUGAGGACGUUGGAAGGUCCUUAGGUGCCUCUAUACUGGAUCUAACAAGUCAAAACCCAUGCUCUAGAGUACCAAACUCAGAAUUUCAUACUUUGUCUGGUCUCAGGGACUGGAUAAGGACUAUGUGUACUGAUUUCAGUUGUGAAAACCGUCCCAAAAUGAGAAUGAGGCAUGUCCCAGCUCGAAAUUCACAGGGUGAAACAACACGACGGAAUAAGAACUGCCCUGCAGCUCCCCAACAGCAGAUCUUGAAGAAAUCGAAAACCAGAAAUACUGUAUUAAAUCGAAAAGAGAAUCUGGCCCAGCCUAGCUGUUCCAAAUCUGGAAUGCGCCUGAAUAAAUGUUUCAAAGUCAAAUUACGAAAAGACCUUAAUUUGAAGGCAAAAAACGCUUCAACGGAGAAAUUCAAGUUGAUCAAUAAAGCCAACAAAAAAAAUUGCAUCCAAGGGACAUCGAAUAAAGAAAAAGUCGAUAUUCAGAUACCAGCAACCAAAGUCAAGAAACCGGUGGAUUCCGAUAGUUUACAUCUGCGGGAGAUAUGCUUUAUCAAAAACAACGAGGGAAAAGCGGUCAUAGCUAAAUAUGACAACAAAGAUUUUGAUGAUAGUUUAGUUGUGUCCUGGGAUAAAUCCUCUAAUAAACCUCAUUUAUUCACUCACAAAUCGAGGGUAUCUUCCGCACCUCCAUAUGUUUUAAAUAAACAUAUCUCUGAGCCGAGUACUAGUAAACAAGUAGUGCGAGUACAUAACUUUGUGAAAGGUAUUCCUUCGAAGACCAAAUUGAAGAAAAAUUUACGAAGAUUCGCAAGUUCUGCUGAUGUGCUGGGAAAGAUCGAUAAGAAAAAGAGAAAAUUUAAAUCAAAGUAGUUGAAAUGAGUGGAGCUGUAAUGAACAAUUGGAAUGUAUUAUUCAAAAUAUUCAGUUUCAAAAAUGUGUUUCCAACAGUUUAGCUCUUUUCACAAAAUUAAAGUACCUACAUUACGUUCUUUCUUCUUCAGAUAAUUAAUUUUUCAGGAAAAUACAACCUGAGGGCUGAAAACCCUCAUGGAUAUCAGUUCUGAAUUAUUUGUAGUAUCCAUAUGAAGCAUCAUACAAAAUAUUAACCAUUUCGAAACCGGAGGUGCCAUAUAUGAUUAUACUGUUUUCAUUGAAGAGUUCACCAUAAUUAACACCCAUAUACAAAUUGUCAGGAUUCAUAUAUUAUUGUCUGUGAACACCUAAUGCCGAUAAUGAGGAAAACUGGAAUAUAAUAGGAUAACAAAGUACAAUAAAUAAGGAUACAUUGCUGUUGGUCCCAUUUUACAAGUUUCCGUAUACCAAUGUUUCCUCAAAUGUUACAUCACUGAGGUUGAAAGCUGAUGAGUGAAUUUUCGACCAACACCGGAGUGUUUUGAAUUUUCAAUAUAUUGGAAAUAAUGUAUUACUGAUAACAGCUUCUUCAAAAUAUUUACCUCAUAGGAAAUGUGUAGUUUACUUACAGGUAGUGAUAUUUUUGUGAUUUGAGUACAAAUUAAUUUUUUUUUGUUAAUUUUGAUUUUUAUAAAAUGUUUCUCAAUAGAAAAUAUAUUAUAGUACACAUCUUCAA